Molecule: messenger RNA, 303 nt
Organism: Pocillopora meandrina
Lineage: Eukaryota; Metazoa; Cnidaria; Anthozoa; Scleractinia; Pocilloporidae
Source: the annotation of a GenBank genome assembly
AUGUUUAGCCUCACAUCCAUGUUUCUUGCUGUUUACAAGAACUCUGGAAAACGCCGUUUAGUAAAGCAAUUGCAGUUUUAUCAACGCAUCGUCAAAAUGAAGACUCACAACAGGUCAGCAGUCACAUGGGUGGCAUUGGUAACGAUUGUGUUUCUUUUGUGUUACGGAUUACUGAUACGUUGUAGUAUAGUGGUUUUAACUGGUCAUCCUUGUAAAGAUUUUCACUAUAAAGUACCUCUACAAGUUGUAAACUCUGGAAUAAACCCUAUAGCUUAUGCUUUCUUCAAAAGGGACAUAAAGCAA